AUGUGUUAUGUGGGUAAAGCAACGAAGAUCUUCAUCUUCAUAGUGACAGUUUUGGCUGUGACCGGACUUCUAUUGGGAUUUGGGCUGCUCAGGAAACACGUUCAUGGCGAUUCCCACAAAUGCUCUUCCGAUUCAUGCCCCGAGGCCACCCCUCUCAUUUUCCCCUCUCCAAAUUCAAACCCUAGUAGCUCCACUUUCAAGCCCACUCCUUCUACCAAUCCUAAUCCAUCCCUAACUCCGGACCUGCCUCCGCCGCCGACCGAUAAUCCAGGCCAAAAUGUUCCGGAUUCGCCUCCGCCUCCGACGACAUUGUCUUUGCCGCCGCCGCCGCCGCCGAGCGACAAUCCAAGUCCAAGUGUUCCUGAUUUGCCUCCACCUCUCCCAGUGUCGCCCCCACCGCUAGAGUCGUACUCACCGCCGCCGCCUGUGGUGGUUCCCGAGACGCCGCCGCCUCCUGUGGUGGUUCCCGAGGCGCCGCCGCCGGUGUUCAGUCCUCCUAGCCCGGUAGUGCCCGUAACACCAGGUCCAGUGAAUAAUUCUUAA
Molecule: messenger RNA, 543 nt
Organism: Erythranthe guttata (spotted monkey flower)
Lineage: Eukaryota; Viridiplantae; Streptophyta; Magnoliopsida; Lamiales; Phrymaceae
Product: proline-rich family protein
Source: RefSeq, a predicted model, not a curated record